Molecule: messenger RNA, 465 nt
Organism: Marasmius oreades (fairy-ring Marasmius)
Lineage: Eukaryota; Fungi; Basidiomycota; Agaricomycetes; Agaricales; Marasmiaceae
Exons: 5
Coding region: 1-465 (154 amino acids)
Source: RefSeq, a predicted model, not a curated record
AUGUCAAAAGCUUCGUUUAGACGAAUAGCUCACGAUAAUACAGAUACGGGCAUCUUAGAUGAUCCCUCCCACCAUCUAACAGGGCCUUUUCUUCCACCGACUCCACCUGGAAUCCUCACACCGGCGAGAACGGCUUCACCGGUUUCUAGCCCAGUGUCACCCUGGAUUAGAUGGGCCAUAGAUCCUUUGUUCUCGUUUCAGAUUGUCAUCAUUCCAAUUGUUGCCUAUUUUAACUGGGAGCUCAUUACACCACUUCUCAAAGAAAAACUACGACCUGUCCUCGAAACGUACACCAACUACUCGUUCUCUGAAAUACCUAACCCUUUUGCUCCGUUCUUCCAACUUUCCAACCUAGUCGCAUCGUCACCCCCGGAUGAUCCUCGCUAUGCCAAGAGCUGGGGAGACCUUUUGUUUAUAGCCUACCACAUUGUCUUAUUCUCUCUUGUGAGAAACAAGGCAGGAUGA